This is a messenger RNA of Triticum turgidum subsp. durum (durum wheat), 288 nucleotides long. The record is from the annotation of a GenBank genome assembly. Lineage: Eukaryota; Viridiplantae; Streptophyta; Magnoliopsida; Poales; Poaceae.
AUGUACACAGCCAAUGGGAGGCUCUUUGAGGUAGCAUUGGUGUACCUCAGCACGACGAUCUUCAGCGAACUGCUGAGGAUGUCCCAGGAGGCGUUUGGCUUCGCAAGCGAUGACAAGAUCACACUGCCUUGUGAUGCCGGAGUGAUGGAGUAUGUCAUGUGCUUGCUCAGGCGAAAUGCCUCCGUCGAAGUCGAGAACGCACUGCUGAUCUCCAUGGUGACAUCUUGUCACUACACUGGUUGCGCAAUUCCAACUGUUGGAGCCAGCAAGCAAAUUAGUUGUUUGUAG